This is a messenger RNA of Sceloporus undulatus (fence lizard), 1630 nucleotides long. RefSeq names its product growth hormone inducible transmembrane protein (gene GHITM). NCBI's taxonomy places the organism in Eukaryota, Metazoa, Chordata, Lepidosauria, Squamata, Phrynosomatidae. The record is from RefSeq and is a predicted model, not a curated record. Gene Ontology annotation, cellular component: mitochondrial inner membrane. The transcript is spliced from 9 exons. The coding region runs from base 148 to 1191 and encodes 347 amino acids.
GGGAGGGCGGGGAAAUGCUACCCUCCCUUCCCUUCUUCCCACUGAGCUUUGCGGCUGCUGGUGAUAGGGUACUACGCAGUACGCAGGCGACGCAGAGCGGGAGGCGUUGAGAGGUGAGAAUUCGCUAUUGGCCUGACUGCCGCAGAGAUGCUGGCAGCAAGGUUCGUGUGCCUUCGGGCCCUCCCAAGCAGGGGGCUAGGCCCUGCACUCACUCAGGCCCCUCCGGCUUUAAGGAAUUCCACUCUCAAGACAAAGCAGUGGCUUUUGCAGCCAUAUCAGGGAUAUGCCUCCAGAGCUAGGAUGGGGAUACGCCAAGGAAAAACUGGUCAAGAAAUUAAAGAAGCUGCUUUUGAGCCAGCAAUGGAAACAGCAUUUAAAGUUGAUCGGAUGGGAAGAAUGAUUGUUGCUGGAGGUGCCGCUGUUGGUCUUGGAGCCCUCUGUUACUAUGGAUUAGGGAUGUCCAAUGAGAUUGGGGCCAUUGAAAAAGCCAUUAUUUGGCCGCAGUAUGUGAAAGACAGAAUCCGUUCCACCUAUAUGUAUUUUGCAGGAAGCAUUGGUGUGACAGCCUUGUCUGCUGUACUUGUCAGUAGAUCUCCUGCCCUCAUGGGUUUAAUGAUGAGGGGUUCCUGGCUGGCAAUAGGUGCAACUUUUGCAGCAAUGAUUGGAGCUGGGAUGUUGGUUAGAUCAAUAGAUUAUGAGCAGAGCCCUGUCCCUAAACAUCUGGCUUGGAUGCUGCAUGCAGGUGUUAUGGGUGCUGUAGUAGCUCCUCUGACUCUUCUGGGUGGUCCCUUACUUAUUCGAGCUGCAUGGUAUACAGCAGGAAUCGUAGGUGGCCUGUCUACUGUGGCCAUGUGUGCACCAAGUGAGAAGUUUCUGAACAUGGGAGCACCUCUGGGAGUUGGCUUUGGCUUCGUGCUUGCAUCUUCUCUUGGAUCAAUGUUCUUUCCUCCUACAUCUGCACUUGGUGCUGGACUUUAUUCUGUUGCUGUUUAUGGUGGAUUGGUUCUUUUUAGUAUGUUCCUGCUCUAUGAUACUCAGAAAGUUGUAAAACGUGCAGAGACUCAACCGCUGUAUGGUGUACAAAAGUAUGAUCCAAUCAACUCGUGUAUGGGUAUUUAUGUGGAUACACUCAACAUCUUUAUCAGAGUGGCCACCAUACUUGGUGGUGGUGGUGGUGUCAGGAAGAAGUAGAAUGCUGCAACCUUUGGCACGUUGUAAUGACAGCUCAUCGAACACUUUGGCUUAUCUGCUUAGUGCAUAAUAUUGAAUAAAACUGUGGUUGUGUACAAGCAGCUUUCAUGUAGACGUCAAAUGUUUUAAACACUUCAACAUGAGCUUUAAGGUGUUUUCAGUGUAAUGUGAUUUGAAUGUUAGUUUCCUAUUUAAUUUUUACAACAACUGACUGGAGACUUUUCACCUAUUCGCACUUUAUUUUUCAAUGGGAAAGAAGUUCAUUUCAUGUACUUGUGUUCAUAACAAGUGUAGGUUUUGUUCCAUCUUCCAAAAAGAUGAAGGCCUAAGCAGUGCUACAGUCUAGCGUCACAUAAAGGACCAGCUAAAUAGUGUAAAGUGUCUAAACCAAUAAGAGUUUUAGAAGGACUUGAAUAGACAAGCAGUAUGUAACUAAUUG